AUGGAUAAUUAUUUACCUUAUCUCCUCAAAACUCAGCAAAAUCCCGACAACCCUCCUACGAAUAAUGGCCGCUUGCCAAUUCCCGAUUUUCAAGAUGGUUUCAAUUCAUCUUCUAACACUCUUUCUAACACGGUGGACACCGACAUUCCUCCGGAAGAACCCUCGCUGCCAGAAAAAUUGGUCUCCACACCCUUGGGUGUUACCUUUUCAGAUAAAAUUUUCGUCGGUCGUGAGAUUGACGAACAAGACGUUCUUCAAAGGACAUUGGAAGAUUAUGCCUCGGUUUAUGCCAACAUAAGCGAUAAUGAGUACGAUCACGAAAGUUCUGAGUCCUGUAAAGCUUCCCUUCAAAGCGCUAGUAAGAAUGUUGCUAACGACGCUGAGGUAUCCUACAGUAAAGGUUUACAUCUUGAAAGUGUCAAGACCGAACAACCAUCAUUGAGAAACGGCCGCGAAAAAGAUGACCACGAUAAAAGGAUCAAUGAAAAAUCUUUUAUGAGUUUACCGGUGAUAAAAAGUGAAAAGAAGAGAGUUGAAUCUAGAGCAAUCAUGGAAGAAUUAUCAUCGAUAGCCGGUCUACCACGUGUUAAGGAGGAGGAUGGUGAUGAAAGCAACCACGUUCUCGUUAAAUCUUCGACAAUCAUGAAAAGGGGUGCUGACAUUUCAUGUAAGGAUGUCCCUGUUGCAAAUCAAGAAGACUCACCUUCGACCUUUCUAAGAACACCUCCGUCAAGUCCCUCCGCAAGAGAUGCGGACAGACGCGUAAGCCGAAGUAGCAGCAAGCCGUCACUUCAUAGUAGUAAAUCCACCACAUCCUUAUUCACCCAAGGAUCUUUGACGAUGGAAUCCGAACUCGGUUCGUUACGUUCGGCGAACUCGAAACGAAAAUCCGCAUUGAGCAAGAGCAGCUCGCACAGUUCUUUUAGGGAAAGAAGAGAAGAAGAGGUCACCUUUGAUAGAAGAACUUUAAGGGCAAAUGUCGAUCAACGGGGUUUAUUCAUUAAACCCAAAAGACCGGAGAGCGCCGAAACAGGUACGGACUCUGGUCUCAGCACAAAUAGGAUUCCCAAAAGACCGGAUAAAAAAUUACCGGAUAUUCCUAAAACCUUGUCAACUUCUAAGGCUGAUGUGUUACAAUCUCGUUCACCACAUAUGCGGCAAGCUUCCAGCAUUGCUAGUUCUUAUUAUGAAACUGCCAGCGGUUCAACUGCAACUUUGCACACAGCUCCUCCUUCGCCCAUAACCGAAACCAACGAGGGAACACCAAAGAUACAAGUCAACGAAAUCGGUUCACCUGAAGAAUAUUACGAAGAUGAAAUGUCUCCAUCAAGCUCAGAUAAAAUGGGCGACGACGAAGCGAUCGUCUUGGAAGCGAGAGAUGCUGCCAAAAGGUGCUUCGAUGAAGACGAGACAUUUAUGAAGAAGGAAUCAAUUGCAGAAUUCUUGGGUGGAAUUAAACCUUUGAACUCUAGAACAUUAAAAUUCUACAUGGAAUACUUUGACUUUGCAAAUUUAAAAUUAGAUGUGGCUUUUAGGCGACUAUGCGAGAAAUUAUAUAUAAAAGGAGAAACGCAACAAGUGGAUCGUAUCCUGGAGUCAUUUUCCAAACGAUACUGGGAAUGCCUUCUCUUUUUCUUAACCGAGGUUUUCAAAAAAAACUCUUCAGAUAUUGUUCACGCAAUUGCGUACUCCAUCCUUCUGUUAAAUACCGACCUUCACAUCGCGCAAGUGUCCAGCAAGAUGACACGCGUACAAUUUAUACGGAACACCAUGGCAGCUAUUCAUGAGGCCAAUACAGCACAAACUAGUAACAUUGACACGUCCGAAGAUGAUCGAAGUACCAUAACAUCCUUGGAGACGAAUGCUACGGCGAACACCGUACGUCCGCGUCGCAGCAGCAGCAUCAAGAGUUGGCUUAGUAAUCCCAAUUCAAGUGCGACGAACUUAUCAUUCACAACGAAUAGUUUCUCGAGACAGUGGGAGUUGGAACUAGAGAACCUUCUGAAGGACAUGUACAAUUCCAUAAAGUCAAAUCAAAUACUACUGCCACUUUUGCAAGAUGUCGAGAAACCAUCCAGCUCCCUUUCCCCAGGUUUGCACCGCAGUCUUAGUCAUUCGGGCUAUCAGAACACUAGGCUUAACGCUCUCAUGAUAAAGGCUCGAAGAACUUCUCCAAGUUCAAGCAUAAUUAGCGGAGGGAGUGAAAAUGAUAGUCAGGUGAGGUCAGGACCGUCUUCACUUUCACUGCGUCACACAUCAUCGUGUGAGACAGAAAUUACAUCGACAAUAACAGAGGAAGGUGAAGAUGACAAAGCUUCAACUACUGAUUCCAUCGAUACUGACGAGUCGUUAGAGUUAUAUCUGUCCGGUGCUCCAUACGCCAAAGAGGGUUUGUUGGUUCGAAAGCAUUUCCGAGAAUCGGAAAACAAAAGAGCAAAGGAUAAGAGUUGGAAAGAGUGCUUUGUGGUUGUCGAAAAGGGUGAACUCCGAAUGUUUAAGUUUGAUACUCAGUCCUCUCGCGGUUCUACCGGAAUUGGGGCAAUCGGUGGAGGGAAUUGGAUGGCGAAUGCAACACUCAUGGGUCAAAUUAAUCUUUGUCACACAAUUACGAACGCACUACCACCGCCCGGUUACAAUCGCGAUCGCCCUUUUGUGUUUGCUCUCUUGACACACAACGGUGGCCUCUAUUUCUUUCAAGCAGGUACCGCCGAACUGGUAAAUGAAUGGGUAUCGACAUGUAAUUACUGGGCGGCUAGGUUAAGCAAAGAGCCAUUGUCGGGAGGCGUGAGCAAUAUGGAGUACGGGUGGGGAAGGUGCUUGGAGCAAAGCAAUGAUGCUGGCAGUGACUUCGAUUCUAGAAGCAUACUGAGUGAACCCCGUAGCAUAAUGAGUAAUGCUUCAACACAUACCAGCGAUCGAGUUUUUAUCAGUGAGUGGAAAACACCAAUACCACCUUCAGUUCCAAGCAAUCACGACGAGGCAUCUCAACUAGCAGCUUUGAAAAAAUACCGAGACGACCUUGAAAAUGAAUUGAACGAACACAAGAAUUUUUGGGAUCCCAUGUCAAAAUUUUUUCAUCCACGAUCUCCAAACCACACCAAAGCUAUCGCCAACUGGGAAAAGAAGUCGCAAUGGUUAUUAUACGAAAUCGUCAAAUACACCACAUACAUAGAGUGCAUUGAAAGUUCUAUAGCGCACAAAGCUGAAAUGAAAAAAGCCAAAGCUAAAAAUGUCGAGAUUGCUAUAGAAGAAUCGAUCAGUAAUGGCGAUGAUCUUGAGAGCAACGAAAAUGAGCAAGACCGUUUGGAACUAAGGGAUCGUGCAAAACUGUUAAUUCAAAGAGCCACAUGGACUCCAGGUGAUGGUUACAGUCUCAAUCUCCCAAAAGAAUUGUUGUACGAUGAUGCGGUAGACGAUACAGACGAUGGUAUUAUCAAUGCCGAUUUUAUUGGAUUUGAGGCGGCAGUGACGGCGGCUAAAAAUAGAACCAGCAAGAAUAAAUAA
This is a messenger RNA of Acaulospora colombiana, 3504 nucleotides long. The record is from the annotation of a GenBank genome assembly. Lineage: Eukaryota; Fungi; Glomeromycota; Glomeromycetes; Diversisporales; Acaulosporaceae.